Molecule: messenger RNA, 780 nt
Organism: Sesamum indicum (sesame)
Lineage: Eukaryota; Viridiplantae; Streptophyta; Magnoliopsida; Lamiales; Pedaliaceae
Biological process (GO): regulation of DNA-templated transcription
Cellular component (GO): nucleus
Molecular function (GO): DNA-binding transcription factor activity; transcription cis-regulatory region binding
Source: RefSeq, a predicted model, not a curated record
AUGGGUUCUAAAAUUGUGAGUGCUAUGCCUCCUUGGGCAGCGGUUGUGCCGCCCACUCAGCACUGCCGCCGCCGGUUCUUUGAUGAUGUUGAUCAGCCUCCAAGUGUUGAUUCAUGGCCUGAAGCGAAACGAAUCAAGAUAAUGGAUGAUUGUGUGACGGAGGAGGAAGAGUUUGUGGCGGACUGUCUACUCAUGCUCGCUAGAAGCGGCGGUGGGUUCUGCAUUGCAUCGUCGUCCACUGAAGCCAAUUCCUCCUCUGUCGCCGGGAGUAUGGAGGGAAAUCAGCCAACUGCGGCCGUUGAUACCAAGAAAGAUCAAGAACACUCUUAUUCCACCGAUGCAGCCAUCAUCACAGCCUCCAGUUCCGCCGCCGAAAGAAACGCGACCGUGUCCAGUGAUACGAACACUAGUUCCACCACCGUCCGCUCCUCGGCCCUGAAAAAUUCUCACGAGUGCAACAUAUGUGGUAAAAUUUGUCCAUCACACCAAGCACUCGGCGGCCACAAAACCAGCCACCGCCCCAAGCCGCAAAGCACCCCCCUCUCGUCAUCCAACAGCCGCCAACGGAACGCCGUCCCAAGUGGCAGGAUUCACCAGUGCAUUAUCUGUGAAAAGAUUUUCCCCACCGGUCAGGCACUCGGCGGCCACAUGCGGAAGCACUACGAAGGAACAAUCGGCGGCGGCGGUUCCAGUCGCGUCACCGUCUCCGUCAACCGAAAGUUCGACCUAAACCUUCCUCCGCCACCGGAAUUUGGCUCUGAAGAUGUAGAAAGUGCUUAA